This is a messenger RNA of Kuraishia capsulata CBS 1993, 2655 nucleotides long. RefSeq lists its product as uncharacterized. The record is from RefSeq and is a predicted model, not a curated record. Lineage: Eukaryota; Fungi; Ascomycota; Pichiomycetes; Pichiales; Pichiaceae. Gene Ontology annotation, biological process: regulation of transcription by RNA polymerase II. The coding region runs from base 1 to 2655 and encodes 884 amino acids. The transcript has a single exon. Gene Ontology annotation, cellular component: chromatin. Gene Ontology annotation, molecular function: DNA-binding transcription factor activity, RNA polymerase II-specific; RNA polymerase II cis-regulatory region sequence-specific DNA binding.
AUGUCUAAACGGUAUAUCUGCUCAUUUUGCGCGAGAUCGUUUUCCAGGUCCGAGCAUAAGCUCAGGCAUGAGAGGUCCCAUACCAAGGAGAAGCCCUUUAACUGCACCCUGUGUCACCACUCGUUUGUGAGACGAGACUUGCUACAACGCCACUGCAGGACGGUCCAUGGACUCCUGGUGAAGUCAAAUAUUGAAUCCGCAAUCUCUACAACCCCACUUUCUAGCGAACAGCGUGCACAGGCACGAACACCGGAUUUUAGGGUAGGUCGUCAGUUCCAGCCUUCACAACAACAACAACAGCCUUCGCAACAGCAACAACAACAACAACCGGAACAAACUUCGGUGUCGCCGACUUCAGACUUCGCGGAUCCGGAGGACGAGCCGGUUAUUUCAUCGAAUCCAAAUGUUCUUACCGAAAAGACCAUCGUUACUUUGCUUACACUGUCCAAGAAGUUCAGCCAUAUCACCAGAGACCUUUCGUUGGAUUCCAGUCUUUCCAACUAUCUACUUGUUUAUGGCACCAAAUGUCUCAACAAACUGCCUAUACUGGAUCCCGCGAAGUUGACUAACUUGGCCAGUUCAAACGAGUUGUUCUACCUGGUAGUAUGCAUAGGUGCCUGUGAGUGCGGAGACUUUGAAGAUGCCACCAAACUGUUUAACAUCGCAUGGAAUAUCAUCAUUGGAAAGAUAUCCUCCUAUGAGAUCAACUACAACUCUGCCAACUUCAACCAGUUUAUUGAGAACUUGAUAGUGCUGUGUUCGAUCUCCAUAUCAUACUUUUCACAGUUCUCUGCAGAGCAGAACAAACUGGCUAUCCAGAUCGACGUUUUGUUUGAAUAUCUCAACAACAUCAUUUCCACUCAGAUCGCCAACUCCAAGCAGUCCUCGCAUCCAUUCGUGAAAAACUAUCUGUGGCAUGCUUAUAUUUUGCUUUCUCAGUACUCUUUUGUGUACAACAAGUCACCGUCCUCGCUGCACCUGUAUCUGCUGGACAAGAAUGUGCCCAAAGAGGACUCCAGAUCUCAACUUCCGCUCAAGGUUUUGCUGAAAAAUCUGACUAUGACUUCCAAUGUCACGGCAGAUAAUCAGAGCUUGAAGCAUUCCAUGGGGUUUACCGAACAAUUGAUUAUCUGUGGACUCAUGAACGAGCUGCAGCUAAUCAAGUUCAAUGAUGCCCAGGCUGCGGUGGUGAAUUCAAGACUUCAGCUUCGUAGUGGAGUUUAUGAUGACGAUAGGAAUCUGCUGCAUAAUGCCAUCAUAUUGGCUAACAAGUCUUUUAAUUAUGGUCACAGCAACUAUCUUGAACGUUGCAAGAAUACUAACUCUGAUUUCAACAUUGGUGUGAUAAGGGACGAGAGAGAUGGCACAAGCGACUCUGCAGCUACCUCAAAAGGUGCUCUGGCCCUUGUCAACAGGUUUGUGAAUGACCAAGAUCAAAUAGGGUUCCUUAACCUUUUGAUAAUCACAAAACGGAGACUUCUUUUGAACUGUCCUUUAAAGUACACCGAUUUGCUCGCAAGCUAUGUGUUCUUGCCCAAAGACGAAACCAACUGGAGUAUGCUUGCUCUGACCCUAAAAGAGUUUCUCUAUAACGUGGAAACUACAUAUGGUGUUCCAAGCAGGCUUCAGGUUGAGUUUGACCUAUCCAAAUUCUUUCCAUUGCAAGGUGUCUGGUUAACAACUGAUGACAUUUAUACCAAUUUAUUCGAGUAUAUUGGUGCUGGCUUUUCCAACUUUCUGGUGAUCAACAAUAAUCUUGGAAUCACCUCCUUGCCUCUAAUAUUUCUGGGCAUUAUCUUCGUCAACAAGUCGCUCAACAAGCAGAUAAUAUAUCUCAAAUUACCCGAGAACAAGAGGUUGUUCUUGGAGUUUGUUGUGUCGAACUUCUUGGUGUUGUUUCGCAUUCUUCUGUAUCACAGGUCGCACAGUCGCUAUUUGAAUGGCGACAAACACUCUAAUGUCAAUGACGACGUUUAUGAAGAUGGCGAGUUCCACGAGGAGGACUGUUCGAUGCUUUCUGCUAUUCUGUAUGCUAUCAAAGAUCUAGGUGCGAACGUGGAUCAUGGUUUGGAAAAUGCUCGCGGUAGAUCUAGAAGUAUCACAAUUGGGGAAUUCAUUAACAACAAAUCGAAGGAACCAAAGGUUGAAAGUGUGAGAGAGAUCUUAAGCGAUGAUUUGCAAUUCUUCUUCUACUUCAAGAACCUCGAAAAGUGUCUUUUUGUCUGGUUGAGUGUUCUGGAUGUUGAGCCCCAAAAACUGGAAAGAUUCAGUGUUGCUUUGAAAUCAUGUCUCGGGAAUUUGGUUUACUCCAAGCUGGAGUUGAUCCAGAAAGACUCCUCACCAGUUCUAUCGCACUCUGUUCUUGAUUAUCAGCCGCUAGUCUCCCAUCAGCCUCAGCCUAUGAGAUCGCCCAAUUCUUCGCACAGUGGUUCAUCCUCGUUUGGAUUCAAGAAUCUCGACGAGGUCAAGGCCUACAACCCACCGCAGUAUAAUGCACCACAGGUCCAAGUCCCACAACAGGCCCAACAAUUCACGCGUGGCGAGUCACCCAAAGGUUCUGUUUCUGAUAACUUUAUCCACAACCUUGACCAAAACUCCAAGCCAAUAAUUGUACUUCCUCCCUUGCAAUUUUCCAAAAGGGAAUCUCUUAUCUAA